AUGGAAGAGCGGCGACCAACCAUUUUCUGGCUGAAAGGGAAAGCUGGAUCCGGAAAAUCUAUCCUGAUGAAGCACACACUCCAGGAAUUACGUCGCGACUUCGCGAGGGAUUCGCUGACAACUGCAGCUUACUUCUUCGACGCAAGUGGAACCAUUUUGGAAAAGUCGACCCUCGGGCUAUUGCGAACAGUACUCUAUGAAAUUUUUACCGCGAAUCGACCUUUAUUAGAAGAAUUCCUGUUGACUGCAGACGACGGAAGAUAUGUCAAGGGCAAAAAUUUGGAAUGGCGUGUGGAGGAACUGAUGGAAGUCUUCAGAAUUACUGCAAAGUUGAAGAGUUGGAGAUCGACGAUCAUCUUAGUAGAUGCAUUGGACGAGGGUUUCAGGGACGAUAUUCGCUCGACGUUAUUCUUUUUCGAGCACUUGUUUCCUCAGCAGGGUCAACAACCGUAUCAGAAACUCCGUCUCUUUCUGUCGAGCCGCCAUUAUCCCAAUAUCACGAUGAAAAAUUGCAUCGAGAUCUGGACCGAGAGUUUCAACCAGUCAGAUAUCGAGAUGUUCACGUUUCAGAAAAUAUCGCAAAUAUCGAAAACCUCGGAAAAUCAGGAUUUAGCUGCAUCUAUCAUCGGCCAAGCCGAUGGUGUAUUUCUCUGGGUUGAUCUGGUCACCAACGCUCUACUGAUGGCUGAGGACGAUGGCGAGCCUUAUGCUGCGAAGAUGCAGAGGCUACGCACAACUCCCAAUGGAUUGGAAAACUUAUACACCGAGAUAUUCUCCGGACUUUCAAAUCCACAGCGUGUUGAAACGUUCCAGAUUUUCAAGUGGGUACUCUAUGCAUGUCGCAGACUCACUCCACUCGAACUCUGCUUCGCGCUAGCGUUCGAGUCAAUUGGUUCAAUCGCAACAUUGCACAGCUGGCAGGCCUCUGGAAAUUUCAUCAACAAUGGUGUCCAUCUGAACAGAUUCAUCCGAAGUCGUUCACGUGGCUUGCUUGAAGUGCGUGGCGACACAAUCCAAUUCAUCCACCAAACUGUCCCGGAGUUUCUGGUACGAAAGGGUCUGAAGCUGUUGCAGCCUUCUGUUGUUUUCUCCGAUAUUGCAGCACGAUGCCAUCAUCAGAUCGCCACCAUCUGCAUAAAGUACUUGUCGCAGAGACAGAUCAUUCUAUGUCCCUCUAUGACUCUACUCAGGUUCAGUACUCGCCAGCAUUCGCGUUACUUCCUGGGAUGGGUCCGUCCGGGCGUGACACAGGAAGAUGCUAAUAGGGCUUCUCAUUCUUUAAUGACAACUUACGGCCACACUACAAUUCAUCGUCCACUUCCUGGGAAGAUAAGUCAUCAAAUAUCUGACGCCAAAGUAGCAGAGGCACUGCAAACGCUCUUUUUCGAACUACCGCUCCUAGAAUACUCGGUGUUCACCCUCCAGGCCCAUCUUUAUCUCGCGGAGGAGUCCGGCAUCUCCCAAGCUGAUAUUGUGGAUUUCUUUCUCCGUUAUGGUGUGCAGAGCUUGCGGCUCUGGUAUGAUUUCCAGGCUUCCCUGGAGCUACCACGCAGUCAUCCUUACCACUCAGUCGAUUGGGGUGAUUUUCUACAAGGUUGCAUCGCACUACGCCUUGUAUCCUGCGUCCACAAUUUCAGCAAGCGGAUCCGGAACGCUGAGCUGACGCUCUCGCCUAGAUACAAUUUAGGCGCGUCCCUCUCCCUUGCUGUGAUCCAGGGUUUGCAAGGGGUCGUCCAAGACCUGAUCUCCUGUGGUGCGGAUCCAAAUCAUCGGCAUCAGAAUGAGAAAACCGCGCUGGAUUACGCCUGCGCCUCUGGUGACGCAGGUAUGGUGACCCUGCUGAUCCAGAAUGGAGCUGAUAUCAAAGCUUACAAUACGUACGGUUUCGCUGCCUUCCACCAUGCGGCAGAGAACGGUUUUGUGCACAUUGUCCAGCUUCUCCUCGACAUGGGUGUGGCAGUUGAAAUGCGUACAAGAAAUGGGGAAACAGCUCUCCUCAUUGCCGCGUCGCAUGACCGCUUAGACGUAUUCAAGCUGCUUAUCGAACGUGGUGCCCAACCCAGUGCGCUGGACAACCUCGGUUAUGGUGCGUCAAAAUUGGCAGAGUUGCAUCGCUCAACCAAUGUGUAUGCGUUCCUCAACCCGAAGGCUCCGGUAUUGCCCACGAUGAGAGAUUCUUUUCAGGGAAAUCGUCUUUUUGCAGAGCCGAUUUCUCGCGCGAUGACUGCAUCACCAAGCCCUGAGAAGCAGCUAGAUAAGUUACCUCUGCUUUCCAACGAUCUGAUGCUUUUUGGCCCUGUAUAUGCCAAUGACCUGGUAAGCAGGAUCGCUCCGAACACGGCCGAGAGAGAGAAGAGAAUCGGCGAUGUCCUAUCUGGUUAG
Penicillium cosmopolitanum is the source of this 2382-nucleotide messenger RNA. Its product is annotated as ankyrin repeat domain-containing protein. The record is from RefSeq and is a predicted model, not a curated record. The transcript has a single exon. Bases 1 to 2382 code for a protein of 793 amino acids. Lineage: Eukaryota; Fungi; Ascomycota; Eurotiomycetes; Eurotiales; Aspergillaceae. Gene Ontology annotation, molecular function: protein binding.